AUGCCUUCCGAGAACGCUCAGUCCGUCAAGAUUCUUGACGAGCUCUUCCAGAAGCUCACCGUUUCCAAGGAGGCGGCUGAUAUCAAAGACUCUGCAAAUCAACUGGCCAGCUUCAUCAACGGCCGCAUUGAGGAUCAGGAUGUUCCAAACAAGACCAUCGACAGUCUGAAGAAGAGCCUUGGCAACAAGAAGGAUGCUGUGGCUCGUGAGCAGGCUUGCGUUGCCAUUCAGGCCAUAGCUGCCCACUCUGAGGUUGCUGCCAACGUCGAGCCUUACUUGGUUGUUCUCCUCCCCAGUGUUCUGGCUGCCGUUGGUGACAAGAUUACCGCUGUUAAAAACGCUGCAACUGCCGCAGUUGUCGCCAUUGCUGGCGCCAUUAACGGAAAUGCGUGCAAGGCCGCCCUCCCCUCCAUCAUGGAGUCCAUCCGCACCGCGCAGAAGUGGCCCGAGAAGAUGGCUGCCUUGGACUUCAUCGAUGUCCUCAUCAAGACUGCCCCUGCCCAGCUUGCUUUCCGUGUUCCUGAUUUGAUCCCCGUCGUCUCCGAGGCUAUGUGGGAUACCAAGAAGGAGGUCAAGGAUCGCGCCUACAAGACUAUGGAGCAGAUCUGCCAGCUUAUUGUGAACAAGGAUAUCGAGCGCUUUAUCCCCGAGCUCAUCAAGUGCAUUGCCAAACCCGAGAAUGUUCCCGAAACCGUUCACUUGCUCGGCGCCACUACCUUCGUCACCGAGGUCCAGGAGCCUACUCUGGCUCUCAUGGUUCCUCUUCUCGACCGUGGUUUGGCUGAGCGCGAGACUGCCAUCAAGCGAAAGUCGGCCGUCAUUGUUGACAACAUGUGCAAGCUUGUCGACGACCCCAACAUUGUCGCUCCUUUCUUGCCCAAGAUGAUGCCUGGUCUCCAAAAGAAUUAUGACAACUUGGCCGACCCUGAAGCGCGUGAGAAGACGAAGCAGGCUCUGGACACCAUUACCCGCGUCGGUCACGUUGUCGACGGCAAGAUUCCCGAAGUCCGCAACGAUGGCGACUUGAACAUUGUUCUCGGCAAGCUCAAAGAAAUCCUGGCCCCCAAGUAUGCCACUUACCUCGACAAGAUGGGCCCUGUUGCCGAGUACAUUGCUGCCAUGGCUGGCCAGCUCAUUGACGAGAAGGAGUCGGAGAACGCCGUCUGGGUGGACAAUCUGAAGGCUUACAUCGCCGUCAUCACUGGCAUCGACAAUGCCGAGGCUACUGUCGACGCUCUGCGCAAGCGCGCUUCCCCUGGCGCCGCUGAAGAGGAGGCUACGGAGCCCGACGAGGAGGAGGGCGAGGACCUCUGCAACUGCACCUUCUCUCUCGCCUACGGCGCCAAGAUUCUGCUCAAUCAAACCCACCUCCGCCUGAAGCGCGGACAACGCUACGGUCUUUGCGGCCCCAACGGCUCUGGAAAAUCCACCCUCAUGCGCGCCAUCAACAACGAGCAAGUCGAGGGCUUCCCCAAGCAGAGCGAAGUGAAGACUGUCUUCGUCGAGCACGAUCUUGACUCUGCCGAUACUGAGAUGACCACCAUUGACUGGACCAUGAAGAAGCUGGAGGAGGCUGGCGUCAAGACGACCCAGGCCGAUGUCGAGAAGCAGCUAGUCGAGUUCGGCUUCACCCCCAUGAUGAUUUCUGGCGAGAUUAGCGCCCUUUCUGGUGGUUGGAAGAUGAAGUUGGCAUUGUGCCGCGCGGUCUUUGAGACUCCCGACAUCCUGUUGCUCGAUGAGCCCACCAACCACUUGGACGUCAAGAAUGUCAAAUGGCUCGAGGAGUACCUUGUCAACUCUCCUUGCACGUCCAUCAUUGUCUCGCACGACUCUGGCUUCCUCGACAAUGUCUGCCAGCACAUUGUCCACUACGAGCGUUUCAAGCUCAAGCGCUACAGGGGCAACCUGGCCGAGUUUGUCAAGCGUGUUCCCUCUGCCAAGUCGUACUACGAGCUCGGCGCCUCGGAGAUGGAGUUCACAUUCCCCGAGCCCGGCUUUCUCGAAGGUGUCAAGACCAAGGCCAAGGCAAUCUUGCGUGCCACCAAGAUGUCCUUCCAGUACCCCGGUACCUCGAAGCCUCAGAUUUCGGACAUUACUUUCCAGUGCUCCCUGGGCUCUCGUAUCGCCGUCAUUGGUCCCAACGGUGCCGGCAAAUCUACUCUGAUCAACGUCUUGACCGGUGAGCUCAUCCCGACGCAGGGUGAGAUUUACCAGCACGAGAACAUCCGUAUCGCCUACAUCAAGCAGCACGCCUUCGCCCACAUCGAUAACCACCUGGACAAGACCCCCUCCGAGUAUAUUCAAUGGCGAUUCCAGACUGGCGAAGAUCGCGAAACGAUGGAUCGCGCCAACAAGGUCAUCACGGAAGACGACGAGAAGGCCAUGGACAAGGUGUUUAAGAUUGAGGGCACUCAGCGCCGCAUCAUUGGCAUCAACUCGCGCAGAAAGUUCAAGAACAGCUACGAGUACGAGUGCUCGUGCGCCAUUGGCGAGAACGUCGGCAUGAAGAAUGAGCGCUGGACCCCCAUGAUGUCGGCAGACAACGUGUGGCUGCCGCGUAACGAGCUCUUGGCUUCUCACCAGAAGAUGGUUGCUGAGGUUGACAUGAAGGAGGCGCUUGCCUCUGGCCAGUUCCGACCGCUCGUCCGAAAGGAGAUUGAGGCUCACUGUGCCAACUUUGGCCUCGACGCCGAACUCGUCUCCCACUCGCGUAUGCGUGGUCUCUCUGGCGGUCAGCGUGUCAAGACUGUGCUGGCUGCUUGCUCGUGGCAACGACCUCACCUGAUUGUGCUCGACGAGCCUACCAACUAUCUUGACCGAGACUCUCUUGGCGCCUUGUCCAAGGCUUUGAAGAAGUUUGAGGGUGGUGUCAUCAUCAUUACGCACUCUGCCGAGUUCACCAAGGACUUGACCGAGGAAGUCUGGGCCGUCAUGGAUGGCAAGAUGACUCCUUCUGGUCACAACUGGGUGUCCGGUCAGGGUUCCGGACCUCGUCUCAAGGCCGACGACGAUGACGAGGAAGAAAAGUUUGAUGCGAUGGGCAACAAGAUUGUUAGCACCAAGAAGAAGGCCAAGUUGACGUCUUCUGAGCUGCGAAAGAAGAAGAAGGAGCGUAUGGCCCGCCGCAAGCGUGGUGAAGAGGUGUUCAGCGACGAGGAUGAUUGA
Molecule: messenger RNA, 3165 nt
Organism: Ustilaginoidea virens
Lineage: Eukaryota; Fungi; Ascomycota; Sordariomycetes; Hypocreales; Clavicipitaceae
Exons: 3
Coding region: 1-3165 (1054 amino acids)
Molecular function (GO): ATP hydrolysis activity; translation elongation factor activity; ATP binding
Source: RefSeq, a predicted model, not a curated record